GACGUUUUUGCGCACCCGCGUUCCUUGAUCCGGCGCAACAUGAAGGUGGUGGAGAUUUGGCAAGCUGGUGGACCAUUUGUGUGCUGUGUAGCCUAGGCAAGGUGGUGGAGAUUCAUCAAGAUCAUUCUGUUUAAUUGAAUGGAGGAGGUUGUGGAGGAUAAGGAGGUGAAGGUGAGGAGGAUGAAGGAGGCGCACAGGAGUGGGAAACUGGUGUUCUGUUGCGGGGAGGUGCAGCAAUAUACGCUGGAGAUGUUGAUGCGGGCUUCGGCAGAGUUGCUGGGGAGGGGGAGUGUGGGGACGGCGUACAAAAGGGUGCUGGAUUCGCGGUUGAUUCUGACGGUGAAGAGGUUGGAUGGGGGGAAGAGUGGGGAGAGUGAUGGAGUAGUGUUUCAGCGCCACAUGGAGGCUGUAGGGAGGCUUCGCCAUCCCAAUUUGGUUCCUUUGAGGGCUUAUUUUCAGGCCAAGGUAGAGAGGCUUGUCAUAUAUGAUUAUCAGCCCAAUGAUAGCAUCUUCAACCUCGUUGACGGUAGCCACUAUCCAUUUGUUAACAUCAAUUUUAAUUCAAAUGCACUGUUUAGUUGGUCCCUGUUUGUAUACAUUUUUCUUUCAAGUAAAAAAAAAGUGUGAAAUGAA
Messenger RNA from Vigna radiata var. radiata (mung bean), 633 nucleotides. RefSeq names its product probable inactive receptor kinase At5g67200. Gene Ontology annotation, molecular function: protein kinase activity; ATP binding. The transcript has 2 exons. Bases 139 to 627 code for a protein of 162 amino acids. NCBI's taxonomy places the organism in Eukaryota, Viridiplantae, Streptophyta, Magnoliopsida, Fabales, Fabaceae. Gene Ontology annotation, biological process: protein phosphorylation. The record is from RefSeq and is a predicted model, not a curated record.